AUGGAAACUGUCAGCAGCCUGCAGCAGCAGCAGCAGCAAGAUAAGGAGCAGCUGGAGCAGCAGACAGGACAGCAGGAGCAACAGCAAGAGCAGCAACAGCAGGAGCAGCAGCAACCAACAGACCAGCAGCCUCCCCAGGGAGGAGACCAGCAAGAGCAGCAGCAGCAGCAACUGCAGCAGCAACUGCAGCAGCAGCAGCAGCAACAGCAGCCUGGAGAUAUCGUUUAUUGCUGCAGUGUGGAGGUAAAUUGGGUAAUUGGAGUUGGGUUGGAUUAA
Messenger RNA from Eimeria maxima, 276 nucleotides. RefSeq lists its product as hypothetical. NCBI's taxonomy places the organism in Eukaryota, Apicomplexa, Conoidasida, Eucoccidiorida, Eimeriidae. The coding region runs from base 1 to 276 and encodes 91 amino acids. The record is from RefSeq and is a predicted model, not a curated record. The transcript has 2 exons.